AUGAUCAACUUCAACGUCUCUGCGUCUUUCAAUGUCAUAAAGAUCUUAUUCAAGCCGGGCAUCUGUCUCCCGCAUCACACUGUGCCGAACUUUGGCGAGUUGCCCAUUCCCCUUGAUAAGGGGUUUCGGAGCAGCGGGUACAAUUCGCAGGUCAAAGCAGUGGUCUUGGACAAGGAUGACUGCUUCGCCUAUCCAGAGACGAACGAGGUGUACCAGCCGUAUCAGGAACAUUUCGAGGCGCUGAGGAGGGCGUAUCCUGGGCGCAAACUCCUCAUUGUCUCCAACACAGCCGGCGCGAAGAGCUGGGAUCGCAGGGGAAUUCAGGCUGUCGAUGUUGAAUCCGCGACGGGCAUCACCGUGCUUCGCCAUGCCGUGAAGAAGCCUGGGUGCGGCGCAGAGAUCAUGGACUACUUCAAGCAGCACCCCGAAACGGGCGUGACGCACCCGUCCCAAGUCGCCAUCGUAGGUGACCGCCUGACCACCGACAUGAUGCUCGCCAACAUGAUGGGUGCAUGGGGCGUAUGGGUGAAGGAUGGAGUAAAGCCGUUGAAGCAGAAGAGCAUUGUAAGCUUUGCCAAUGACCUGCCCGGCCCACGUCGUCCCAAUUUCACCGGCUGA
This is a messenger RNA of Emericellopsis atlantica, 618 nucleotides long. RefSeq names its product HAD-like superfamily protein. Bases 1 to 618 code for a protein of 205 amino acids. Gene Ontology annotation, cellular component: mitochondrion. Gene Ontology annotation, molecular function: phosphatidylglycerophosphatase activity. The transcript has 2 exons. Lineage: Eukaryota; Fungi; Ascomycota; Sordariomycetes; Hypocreales; Bionectriaceae. Gene Ontology annotation, biological process: cardiolipin biosynthetic process. The record is from RefSeq and is a predicted model, not a curated record.